Messenger RNA from Budorcas taxicolor (takin), 1681 nucleotides. It is a transcript of the gene TPRA1, whose product is annotated as transmembrane protein adipocyte associated 1. Gene Ontology annotation, biological process: G protein-coupled receptor signaling pathway. The record is from RefSeq and is a predicted model, not a curated record. Lineage: Eukaryota; Metazoa; Chordata; Mammalia; Artiodactyla; Bovidae. Gene Ontology annotation, cellular component: plasma membrane. Gene Ontology annotation, molecular function: G protein-coupled receptor activity.
AUGUGGGAGGGCCUCCUGGAGGUCAGCGGUGAGGGAAAGCAGGCCGAGCCCCAGGCCUGGGUCCUGUCACUUCCUGGUCCUGUGACUUCGGGGGAAGCGCUUAACGCCUCCGCCGCGGGGUCUGCUCUGCGAAAAGGGACGAUGCCCGCCCGCCGGCAGGGCGGCCUGGAGGCGGAGGGUGCGUGGGCAGGGCUGGCUGCUGGCAGGAUGGACACCUGGGACAUGGGGGCCAGUUCGCCCCCGCCUCUGGCACCCAACAUCAGCGUGCCGCACCGCUGCCUGCUGCUGCUCUACGAGGACAUUGGCACCUCGCGGGUCCGGUACUGGGACCUCCUGCUGCUCAUCCCCAACGUGCUGUUUUUCAUCUUCCUGCUCUGGAAGCUUCCAUUUGCUCGGGCCAAGAUUCGAGUCACCUCCAGCCCCAUCUUUAUCACUUUUUAUAUCCUAGUGUUCGUGGUGGCGCUGGUGGGCAUUGCCCGGGCGGUGGUGUCCAUGACGGUCAGCACAUCAGACGCGGCGACGGUGGCUGACAAGAUCCUGUGGGAGAUCACGCGCUUCUUCCUGCUGGCCAUCGAGCUGAGCGUGGUCAUCCUGGGCCUGGCCUUCGGGCACCUGGAGAGCAAGUCCAGCAUCAGGCGGGUGCUGGCCAUCACCACGGUGCUGUCGCUGGCCUACUCCGUCACCCAGGGCACGCUGGAGAUCCUGUACCCCGACGCCCACCUGUCGGCCGAGGAUUUCAACAUCUACGGGCACGGGGGCCGCCAGUUCUGGGUCGUCAGCUCCUGUUUCUUCUUCCUGGUGUACUCCCUGGUGGUCGUGCUCCCCAAGACCCCACUGAAGGAACGCAUCUCCCUGCCGUCGCGGAGGAGCUUCUACGUGUACGCGGGCAUCCUGGCGCUGCUCAAUCUGGUGCAAGGGCUGGGGAGCGCGCUGCUGUGCGCAGACAUCAUCGAGGGGCUCUGCUGCGUGGACGCCACCACCUUCCUCUACUUCAGCUUCUUUGCGCCCCUCAUCUACGUGGCCUUCCUGCGCGGCUUCUUCGGCUCGGAGCCCAAGAUUCUCUUCUCCUACAAAUGCCAAGUGGAUGAGACCGAGGAGCCAGACAUGCACCUGCCCCAGCCCUACGCGGUGGCCCGGCGGGAGGGCCUGGAGGCGGCCGGGGCGGCCAGCACGCAGUUUGACUCGGCCGGCGUGGCCUACCUGGAUGAUGUGGCCUCCUUGCCGUGCCACACCGGCAGUAUCAACAGCUUGGACAGUGAGCGCUGGAAGGCCAUCAACGCCUGACGCAGCCCCCCGGGGGGCCGGACCACAGGGAACAGUGAGCGCUGGAAGGCCAUCAACGCCUGGUGCAGCCGCCCUGGGGGCCGGACUGCAGGGGACUGGCCACGGGGGGCCGGGGGCAGAGAGUCCCAGCAGAGCAGAUGAGGGCCCUGCCCACCCUCCGUCCCCACCUCUGUUCAGCCGGGGCCACUCCCCCUCCCAGCCGCCCCUGUCCCACUUGGGGACGCGGCCCCGACCGUGUGUCCCAGGGCCGGCCGGCUGCCGCCUCCCUGCAGCCUGGGCCCCGGGACUGGACUGGCCUCCUCACCGCCCACCCCUGCCCCAGAGCCUGCGCCAACGGGUGGGCCGAAGUGUGUCUAUUUUCCUGAUCUGUUUUCUAAUAAAAAGGAACAGAGUGGAA